AUGGCUGCAUCCACUCCGCAAGACUCCCGGGAGGAUCCUUGGGACAAGGAGACGAAGCAGAAAUUCGAGACGGCCGACGUCAGUAAAUCCAAGAGCGAAUACUACGACCCGUGCCAGGAGGCCGCUCAGCGGAGCUACAAGUGCCUUUACCGAAACGGUGGCGACAAGUCCAUGUGCGGAGAUUACUUUCAGUGCGUACCAGAUGCCGUUCCGGACGACCGACGUCGGACACGCGGACGGACUGUUGAGGGCUAA
Molecule: messenger RNA, 255 nt
Organism: Drechmeria coniospora
Lineage: Eukaryota; Fungi; Ascomycota; Sordariomycetes; Hypocreales; Ophiocordycipitaceae
Product: cytochrome c oxidase-assembly factor cox-23, mitochondrial
Exons: 2
Coding region: 1-255 (84 amino acids)
Source: RefSeq, a predicted model, not a curated record